Molecule: messenger RNA, 1554 nt
Organism: Corylus avellana
Lineage: Eukaryota; Viridiplantae; Streptophyta; Magnoliopsida; Fagales; Betulaceae
Source: RefSeq, a predicted model, not a curated record
AUGCCAUACGAGUUUAUACGAACACUGUCAGUUAUAUAUAGACGCUUGGAUAGAAAUUCACUAAGUGAGUCUGUGCCUUCAAGUAUCAGUAAUCUUGCAAAUCUUCAUGAGCUGUACAUGUCCAACAACAGCCUGACUGGCCCCAUGCCCAACCUUACUGGCAUGAACCUGCUGAACUAUGUGGAUAUGGGCAAUAACAGUUUUGAUAUUUCUGAGGUUCCUCCUUGGCUUUCUUCCUUACAAUCUUUGACAACAUUAAUGAUGGAACACACACAACUUGAAGGACCAAUUCCUGCUAACCUGUUCAGCCUUCCCAAUCUACAGACACUGGAACUGAGCAACAACCAUCUCAAUGGCACCCUGAAUAUUGGUACAACAUAUAUCAACCUAUUGCAAAGCAUCGAUUUACAGAACAAUUCUAUCACCAACUUUAAUCCAAUAACUGGAGGAAACAACAUCACGAUAUUACUUGAGGGUAAUCCAACUUGUGAGAAGACAGAUCAAAAGACAGAGAAUUACUGCAAUUCUUCCCAAUCAAGUUCCACAAAUUCGAUGCCACGAAACAACUGUUUGCAAGUUUCCUGCAGUUCGGAUCAGAUUGCCAGCCCCAAGUGCAGAUGUGCCUAUCCGUACAAGGGCACUCUAUUCUUCAGAGCUCUUUCCUCCUUAGACUUGGGAAAUUCAAGUUACUAUGUAGCUGUAGAGGAGUCACUCAUGCAAACUUUUAAGUCCUAUGAUCUUCCUGUGGAUUCAGUUUCUCUGAGUGAUCCCAUCAUAGACUCAUUUGGUUACCUUGGAUUGAGCCUGGAAGUUUUCCCAUCAGGAGAUGACCGUUUCAAUAAAACCGGAAUUACUAUGAUUAGAUAUGUUCUUAACAACUUGAGUUUCCGCCCUCCACGUCUGUUUGGAUUCUAUUUUCUUAUUGGAUCUACAUAUGAUUACUACAAAGGUAAUUCGGAGUUUGACAUAUCAAAUAAAAAGGUAAGAGGUGGCAUUAUAAUAGGAGCAGCAGUUGGUGGUUCUAUCCUCCUGUUAUUACUAGUCAUUGCAGGAGAAUAUGCUUUCCACCAAAAGAAAAGAGCAAAAAGAGCUACUGAACAGAAUAAUCCCUUUGCAAAUUGGGAUAUGAAUAUGGGAAGUGGUAGUGUUCCCCAAUUGGAAGGAGCCAGGCGGUUCUCUUUUGAAGAGCUUAAGAAAUACACCAAAACAUUUUUGGAAGCGAAUGGUAUUGGAUCUGGAGGUUAUGGGGAGGUAGAUUUUCGUUUUGGUCCUAAUACCAACUACUCACAGGCUCCUUAUAUGAAUAAUGCUUCGGAUGCCCUUCAUGGAGUACCACCUAACACUAUUGAUGCUUUUGUUGAAGCUUCUUCCCACUUCCCAAAUUUAGCUCCCAUUGAUUCUAUAAUUUUCCUUUGUCUUGCAAUUCUCUACACUCAUUCACUCUCUCUCAUAGCUCAACCAACAAAUCCAGUCUCCCACAUCACCGUAAUGGGUGUUGUUUAUUGUGAUAUCCGCUCCAGCAACACAGCUACUUCUUGCCAGCCUGCCAGGUAA